AGGUCAAAUUCGUUUCAUACUUCCGGUUCAAGAUGGCGGCGUCCAUGGCAGCAGUGAGAGGAAUACGUGGAGCAACAGCCAAAUACUUGCUCCACAAAAGCAAGACGGCCUGUGUUCAUCCCAGACGAUGGCUGAACCUGCAAGAGUACCAGAGCAAGAAGCUGAUGCAGGACUAUGGUGUGGCCGUGCAGAGGUUUUUUGUGGCUGACACUGCCUCGGAAGCCUUGGAAGCUGCCAAAAGGCUAAAAGCUAAAGAAAUUGUUUUAAAGGCCCAAAUCCUUGCAGGUGGACGAGGAAAAGGGGUAUUCAACAGUGGGCUGAAAGGAGGUGUACACUUAACUAAAGACCCUUCAGUUGUUGCUGAGCUGGCAAAUCAGAUGCUAGGCUUUAAUCUAACCACCAAGCAGACUCCAAAGGAAGGUGUUAAAGUGAAAACGGUGAUGGUGGCAGAAGCCUUGGAUAUUUCAAGGGAAACGUAUUUUGCAAUCCUGAUGGACAGAAGCUGUAAUGGGCCAGUUAUGGUGGGAAGCCCGCAGGGUGGUAUGGACAUUGAAGAAGUGGCAGCUACCAGCCCUGAGCUGAUUUUUAAGGAAGUGAUAGAUAUUUUCGAAGGGGUUCGAGAUGAUCAGGCUCUUCGCAUGGCAGCUAAUUUGGGAUUUAAAGGACCUUUAGAAGGACAGGCUGCAGAUCAAAUUAAGAAGCUGUAUAAUCUGUUUCUGAAAGUUGAUGCAACUCAGGUUGAAGUGAAUCCCCUUGGAGAAACUCCUGAAGGACAAGUGGGCAUAUUUCUUCCACAUACUGGAAAAUUGGUAUGCUUUGAUGCGAAAAUAAACUUUGAUGACAAUGCAGAAUUCCGACAAAAAGACAUUUUUGCAUUGGAUGACAUGUCUGAGAGCGAUCCUGUUGAAACGGAGGCGGCAAAAUACGACCUCAAGUACAUUGGCUUAGAUGGAAACAUUGCUUGCUUUGUGAAUGGAGCAGGUCUGGCUAUGGCUACCUGUGAUAUAAUUGAUCUUCAUGGAGGAAAGCCAGCCAACUUUCUAGACUUGGGUGGAGGUGUGAAGGAAAAUCAGGUUUACCAGGCUUUCAAACUGCUCACUGCUGAUCCCAAAGUUGAAGCCAUCCUUGUCAACAUCUUUGGUGGGAUAGUGAAUUGUGCCAUCAUUGCCAAUGGAAUCACUAAAGCUUGCAGAGAACUGGAACUGAAGGUGCCUUUAGUUGUCAGGCUUGAAGGAACCAAUGUCCAGGAGGCCAAACGCAUCCUGAGUGAGAGUGGGCUGCCCAUCACCUCCGCCAAUGACCUGGACGAUGCUGCACAGAAGGCUGUAGCCAGCAUCGCCAAGAAAUAACCAGUCUCUCCAUUUUUUCUGAUACACUCAGUGACCUCAAUGGAAAUGCCACUGGCAGCAUUUUGCAUAAAAUUAAUUAAAGAACUCAUUAUUUUCUCACGUUGAUUCCUUAAUAAGAGCAGUGCUAAAUGCAUACUUAAUGAGUAGGUCUGCUUUGUGUUUUUCUGGGGGAAAAAAAUUGGUUUCUAAAUCAUUAGUUAAGCUGCAAAUAUUGGAAUCAUUCCUUUUAUUAAAGUCAGCAAAAAAAACCUCCAGUUGUUCAAAUGGAAUAAGUGAACCAGACAGCAGUCGGCAAGUUGUAAGAAGACGUAAUAUCAUCAUAGAAAACUGAAGAACAGUUAAAUAUAGUCAUAUCAUUGUGCUUUUUAACCCCAAGUUAAAUAAAAAAUUAAACAAUACUUGUUUCCCUUUUAAGUACUAUGCAUCACUGUGAACAGUUUCUAUGUUUUCUAAUUUCUAAAGGUUUAUAAUCUUUAACAAAACUGAAGUUUUCUGUAGAUGUUUUUCUAUUAAUUCAGAGACAGUGUUUGGUUAAAUUAAGUGUUAUGUACAAUUUAUAAAUAUAAUCUUAAAGUCUACUCAGACUUGCUACUCCUUGUGGUGGUAACCUGUAAAGUAGAUUUGAUUGCCUUAAUGUGAAAAAGGCACCAAUUCCAUUCUGAAUUUCACCAAUUAAUGCCUUAAUGUGUGAUCCUCAAAGUUAGUGUUGCAAUAUUUCUAGAACUAGAUGAUGCAUCUUGAUCAUAGAACGUUCCCUUCAAAUCUUAAGGUAAAGUGAUCAAGUUUUACCUUUAAAUUAGAGGCAUUUUAGAAUUCUGGGUUUAUUUUUCACUUAAUAAAAUGCAGUUUUAAUUGAUAACAUCCCAUAUCAUUGUAAACCUAUUUCUAGGUUUGUGCCAUUUUAAUGCUUUCUUUUAGACUGUAUUCAUCUUAAAGAAUGUUUUUUGAACCAAAUGCCAGAUUUACAGUAUCUUGGUCAUAUUCUAGAGGUUACUUUCAACAACAGUCUAAUCCAUGCUGACAAUUUUGUCUGAUUUACUUGUAAAUGUACUUUUUUGUAGUCUAUAUCACUUACAGAGCAACAUUUAAUCCUCCUCUACCCCGUUUCAAAUAAAAAAAAUGAAUAUUUCAAAAACCUGUCUGGAAAAACUUAAAUGAGAUAGGCUUGUGUUAUUUUGUAGUGUGGAUGCUUCAGUGGGCUUUCUUCAAUGGCUUUUCAUUUAUGUUGGCCAGUGUGUUUUCAGCAAUUCAAUCAGAAUUCUGUUUCCCUGUUUAUUUCAAGGGGGGACAUUUAAUGUUCUGCCUGUGUACUGAACAAGGGAGUAUUUUUGCAGAGUGGAACAAAAACAAAUUGUCCUGUGGAAAAGGAACUAAGGCCUUAAGGCAUACCUUUUUAUUAACACUUAUUUUUAAAUUCCCUUGUUGAUUUUGAAGAAAAUAUAAAUAUUCUGCACAGCUUGAUAAUUGUGCUUCACACAUUGAAUCUGGUUACUGCACCAGCAAGUUUCAAAAUGUGCUGCUCUGAUGCUUUGUUGUAAGGAAUGUUAUCUAUCUUGCCUUUAAUAAAACAUGUUUUAGUAAUUAAUUUUGGUUGGAAUAAACAUUUCAUAUCCCUUUUGA
Molecule: messenger RNA, 2969 nt
Organism: Lepisosteus oculatus (spotted gar)
Lineage: Eukaryota; Metazoa; Chordata; Actinopteri; Semionotiformes; Lepisosteidae
Gene: suclg2
Product: succinate-CoA ligase GDP-forming subunit beta
Biological process (GO): succinyl-CoA metabolic process; tricarboxylic acid cycle
Cellular component (GO): mitochondrion; succinate-CoA ligase complex
Molecular function (GO): ATP binding; succinate-CoA ligase (GDP-forming) activity
Source: RefSeq, a predicted model, not a curated record